Messenger RNA from Perkinsus marinus ATCC 50983, 385 nucleotides. RefSeq lists its product as hypothetical. The coding region runs from base 30 to 374 and encodes 114 amino acids. Gene Ontology annotation, molecular function: iron-sulfur cluster binding. The transcript is spliced from 4 exons. The record is from RefSeq and is a predicted model, not a curated record. Lineage: Eukaryota; Perkinsozoa; Perkinsida; Perkinsidae.
CUCCACUCGUUGUUUUACUUGGUUCGUGCAUGUCAUCAUCCGAGACAGCGAUGCGACUACGGAUCGCUCUCCUGAAGCAUCCGAAGCGCUUGGCGUUGAAAGCCAAAUUGGCAUCAACUCCUCCCAAGAUGGUGUCCAUCCAAAUCAACAAUAAUAAAUAUCAAGAACCAGCGAAUCAAACCAUAUUGCAAGUCGCCCAUAAGCACGGGGUAAGAAUACCAUACAAUUGUCGAGCGGGCAUCUGCUGGGCAUGUGAGGCUACUGUAAACGGCAAGCCGACACAAACGUGCUACACUCCAAUAGAAGAUGGCAUGUAUGUGGUAGAAAAGGCAAGGGAGAUGAUGCAUUGGAGACAACAUACUGGGGAUGAAUGAUGAUAAUGACA